AAAAUAUUGUGAUUUGUGAGUGAAAACAUAGAAAACACAAAGUGACGGAUUGUUCUGUGAAGAAAAUCCAGAAUUUUGCAUUAUUCCCCGUAUUUGUGAUUCAGGAAGCACCGUAGAAUGAUGGACAGUAGGGAGAUGAAGCUAUACAUUGAGGGCCUUGCCUCGGAAACGGACAAGAGGACUAUUUAUAAGAUUCUCAUCAAGCUUCGGGAGCAAGUCAAGUCUCGACCGGGAAUUGAGCUGUUUAGCGGACUGGAUGGGCUCAAGCCACUAGUGGAGCUCAUCAAGAAGCCAAAUGAGAAGAAUAUUGACAUGGCAUUGUCCAUCAUUGGGAAUUGCUGUACCGUAGAAGACUGUGCAAAGAAGGCUGGGGACUUGGGAAUUGUUCCUCCACUGAUUUUACUUCUGAGAACAAUGACCAGCGAUAGCAUUCAGUGCCGAGCUUGUAGGAUUUUGGGAAAUAUAGCAGCUGAUGAUGGUAUUGCAAAGAUCAUCAAUGAUCGCGGAAUUGCUGCUAUUCUCAGCGGGAUUCUCGAUGAAACCAAGCCAAUCGCCACACUUGUCAUGGCAGUACGGCUGGUGACGAAAUUGUGGAAAGUAGCGGCGUUCCAAGGGGAAGCUCGGCAAAGCGGGAUUCCCAGGCGAAUGAUGAUGAUCAUUAUAAAAUACUCACGAAAUGCCAAUAACGCGGGUGCUACAGGUGGUGGCACAGUCUCACCGGAAGUCAAGGAGAAUGAUGCCCUGGCAAAGUUGCAUCCAGACAGGGAAUUCCGUGAAACCACACGGAAAAUGUUCAAUAGAAUGGUAGAGCGCAUGGAGAGUGUCCGAAGUGAUGUCUUUGACUAUGGACUUCUGGGCAGAGAACAUCCGCCGCCCCCAAGUUCGGAGAAUGAUGAAUUUGUUGCACCAACUGGGGCAGAUAAGUGUGAUCUCUUCACUGGAAUCCUCCGCUGUCUGCAGAUUAUGGUGAAAACAAAUGCAUCACAAAUAGCAGAUCUCCUUCUUGCCGAUGGCAAUGGAUUCAGAUGUCUUGUGGCUCUGGCCAGGAGUGGUGGACAAUUCCGAACACUCGCCCUCACAAUUCUCGGUAGUUUGGUCUUUGAUUAUCAUUCACGCGAGGAAAUUGGAAGUGCCAAUGCUGUCUCAAUGGCCAGUGAGAUUCUUCAGCAAUACAACCCCGAUGAGCCGGAAAAAUCUCUAACUGCCGUGGAAAUUCGAUGCUGCAUCAAUAUUAUUUGCCUCUUGGCUGAAGAUGCGUGCAAUCGUGCCAAAAUUCGUCACAGUGGAGCUCUCAAGAAGCUCCUGCAGCGCUUCCGGGAGACAGAAUGUCGUCAGGAGAGGGAUAUGAUUAUGUAUGGAUUCACAUUUUUCUGCUACGAUCAAAUGAGCAUUGUUCUGUUGGUGCGUGAGGGUCUCAUUGGGGCAUUGAUCAAGAGGCUAAUGGAAGAGCUGACAGACGCCAAGGUGGAUCAUGUGCCCAUUGAGAAGGAGGUGCAGGAAGUGAAGGUUACGAAGAGAAAGCGUUUUGCUGCAUCGGACAUUGCGCAUCUCAUGAAGCGGCUCAGAAGUCGAAGUCCCAAACCGGCAGAACCAGGAUCUCCGGGUAGUUCCAGUGGCUAUGGGAGUUUGUACACCAAUCACGGCAGCCCAAGUAGUUUCUGUAGCAUUUCACCCAAAAGUAGCUCUCCGCGGAGUACUUAUAUGGACUCAGAUGAUGAAUCAGUAAACUACUCACCUGUAUGCAGUGAUAACGAGGAGGAGGAGAUCGCACCACCACCAGCAGCAACGGAAGAUAUUCCCCAACAUUUGUACGAUGAAGAUUCCAAAAAUUCUGCUGGAAGCUUCCGGACAGAGGCUGAAAUUGAUGAGACAUCGCAGGAACCUCCACAGUUGGAUGUAGCACCACCGAAAGAGCUUCAAACUGAAGGAGUGGAAAAGUGUACGAUUAAGAGAAUCCUCCUCCUCUUGAGGGACAUGCCACUGAGGCUAUCUCAUGCUCCGGAAUUGGCCAAAGUGGACAGCUUGACGGCUCUACUUAAGGCAUGUCGCUUCAUCUCCAAUCCCCAUGCGUACUGCAACAAAAUCCUCUAUUUUGUCGUCCAGGACACGAAGAAUUUCGUUCCUCUGCUCCAGAAUGAUUUUGUCAUUGAUCUGUACAAACUACGGCGCACCGGGUACGAUCACACGAAUUGCCAAUCCUGCGAUGAGAUGAAGAACAUCAGCAGCUCCGUUCUCGGGGGAUUGAGCUCAAUUGCAGAGUCUGGAUAUGGACGUGGGGAAUUAGCUCAUUAUAUCCUUACUGGGGAGCAAGAUAUGAGGAAACAUGUCGCCAUUCUCACGACAUUCAUCAUUCGCGAGCCAAAGUUCCUCUACACAUUCCUUGUGGACUACAGUGCUCUCUAUACCGUUAUGGAGAUCAUUCUCACGGAUACCACGGAAUUGGGAGAGAAGGCGUGUCUAGGGAUUACAGCAUUAGCAGGGAAUCUCAGUAUCUGUGAUGGCCAGAUAAGCUCUGAAGAGACGACUGAUACCCGGGAGUAUGAUGAGGAGAACUACACGACAGUUGGAGAUGACGAAGCAAUGAUUACGUUUGUGGUGAAGGAUAGCCAGAAGGUGGAUUUCAGCGAGAGCAUCCUCAAAGAGUGCAGUGAUGUCUUCAAUUCGAUGCUAACGAGUCAAUUUCGGGAAUCCAUCAACAAGGAAAUCCACAUGACGGAUGUUAGUGUAGCAGGCAUCAAGUACUUCCUGAAUCUCAUAGUUCUUCAUCACACGGAAUCCCUGGAAUGUGUGCCACUUGCAUUUGACAUGACCCCCGCACUGGAAGCGUAUGAGCUCUCAAUGCGCUACAUGCUGACGGACAUUGAGAUUCCCCUUUUGGGCGUUAUUCGGCGGAUAAUAAGCGAAACAAGCGUCCUCAGUGUCUUUGAGUGGGCCAUGAAGAACAACAAUGCUCAGCUGCUGGAGAUCUCGGUCUACUACUACCUCACCUCCGACAUUUGUAGCAACAAGAAGCUCAACAUGUACCGCGAGGCUGAUAUGUCCGAGUAUGGGAAUCAGUGGAAUCAACUCAUUUUGGACACAAUUGUUGACAAAUGCGUGGCAUCAAUGGAUCUUUCUUAGGGACAACUAGGACAGCAGGGGAAGACAAGAUGCCAAUUUAAAUUGCCAGUAUAGGAAUUUUUUCUCGAACCUAGCGGCUUCAAAAAAGUAAACUUUCAGCCUGGCUACAGAAAGCUUUUAAAGAAUUUCUAUUUAACUGUAGUUAUAUUUUAUUUUUUAAGUAAAUAUAAAUGUAUUGUAAAAUGCACGAUAUAA
Lutzomyia longipalpis is the source of this 3315-nucleotide messenger RNA. RefSeq lists its product as uncharacterized. The transcript is spliced from 3 exons. Gene Ontology annotation, molecular function: protein binding. Gene Ontology annotation, cellular component: cytosol. The record is from RefSeq and is a predicted model, not a curated record. Gene Ontology annotation, biological process: anatomical structure morphogenesis. Bases 118 to 3120 code for a protein of 1000 amino acids. Lineage: Eukaryota; Metazoa; Arthropoda; Insecta; Diptera; Psychodidae.